Messenger RNA from Plodia interpunctella (Indianmeal moth), 838 nucleotides. RefSeq lists its product as uncharacterized. The record is from RefSeq and is a predicted model, not a curated record. Lineage: Eukaryota; Metazoa; Arthropoda; Insecta; Lepidoptera; Pyralidae. The transcript has 2 exons. Bases 51 to 761 code for a protein of 236 amino acids.
UUGAUGUUGUGUUUGACAAACAAAAAGCUGAAAAAACAAAAUCUCAAAACAUGGCGAGUGAUUUGGACGAUUUCGUCAAAAAUGUUGAAAAUCUAAAAUCCACUGUGAGGAAGUCUUUUGCCCGUCUUUAUGCAGCAUUGAAGGCACGGGAACUGAGAACUUUGAGGCAACUUGACGCUAUAUGUAAACAAUGCGAAGAUGACAAAGACUUCAAUAGAAAUUGUGUUCAAAACAUUGAAAUCCACUACUCGAAUGAGUUGACAUUAUUGGAUAAUAUAAAUAAAUUCGGAGUAAUCGAUUUGGAGAAGCUGAAUUUUAAUAGCAAUACUUUUAUACUCGAAGACUAUAUAAGUCCAAAUGAUGAUCAUAUGUAUUCUUACAAAACUAUUGAAGACGUGACUAAGGAUGAGGAUGCAGAACAGUUAGAAGCUAUUGAAGAGGCUGCUUUGAAAGAGGUAACUAGAACCGAUAAUUGUGUAUGUCACGUCAAUAUUCAUAAUCAGGAUGUAUCAAAGAAAUUUAGAGAUCUGAAUCGAAGUCCACCUCAUUUACCAACCUGUGAUCUUAGUGUAAAUUUUAGUGAAAGUAAUGAAGAUGAAAGUCCGGAUAACAUAACAGAGGAGGAUAAGAGUGAUAGUUGUUCCGAGGAAGUUAAAAAAAAUAAUCCAACGGAUGAUUGGCUGAAUUCUAUCAAGAGUCAGAUAGAAACCGAGCCUGCACAAGCUGAUGCUAUGGAGCACAGUACUAUUACAUGCUCUUAGCAACUCUUUUGUGUUGCAUUUAUAGCAGUUUUACCCUAAAUGUACUUAAUAUAGGUUUAAUAAAGUUUUAUAUUUUA